UAUUAUAUAAUAAUUGGCUGACGAUUUGUAAUAUAGACUACAUUUAUACACUAAAAAAAGCACACACACAAAAAAUGUGAUUCUCAAAGGGACCAAGCAAUUGUAAUUGCUAUAUAAUUGUCCAAUUACAGUUGAAUUCCACAUCUUUGCAAGCGUAAUCGGUUCCACGUGGUGUUUCACAUUAGCGAACAUUCUCCUCGUAUUUUCAACCCCUUUUAGUGACCCAUUUGCCUUGAUAAAACGUUCUGUAGUAUGCUUGUGUAUUUGUACCUGUGAUUACUGCUUGGAAUUAUGAACAGUAAGCAUGUUAAUGUGUGGAGCAGUGUGUCCUACGCUGCUUCUGUGUCAUUAGAAUUGCAAUUACUGCAGCAUAUCUGUAACUAAUUGAACACAAUAUCAUUUUAGUGCAAUUUCAGCAAACAAUGCUGUCAUUGUAAUAACUGAUUCCAUGUUUGUGACCAAGUGGCUAGCUAACUCCUUUCUGAGUUUCGGUAAUGCAGGAGGGGCCUGACCCUGUCAUCUGAUCAAAUAAAAAAGUACCUCAAUAGAGCAAGUAGAUUUAAAUUCCAUCUGCAGUCUCUGGUCACUAGAUGGCGCUGGCUACUAACAAGUACAAUCUAUGGAAAUGAAUGAAUGCAGGACUCCGAAAUGAGAUCUGCUUCAAAAAAUAUAAUCACCGAGGUCCACCGCAUAUAUGAAACGAUACAAGUGUUAGCUUUUCUUGAAUGAAUGUAAAGCUGCCAGCUAGAGCCGAAGCAGCGCCUGGACUCAAACACAACAGAGUUUAUCAAAAGGCUUUUAAACAACGUUUCUGAGGCACUGUAAUAAGAAAGAUGGGCAACACCGUAAAAAAAAAAAAAAAAAAAAAAAGUGAUUUAAAAGCUCUUUUUAAAAGACUUUAGCAUAGGGUUUGUUUUUUGUUUGUUUUUUUUAGCCAGACAAAUAAUAGCGUGAACCGCCCCUUUAAUUGUUAUCACUAAUAUAAUUCCGUUUUUUUGUUCAGGUGUUUGAUUCUGGGGGUGAACAGGUUCAGUGUUUUCUGUUCAGUGUGCGGUUAUUCUUCUCGUGUUUAGUUUUGAAGCCUAUUUUUCUAUGUGCCUUUUAUAAAAGCCGUCCCCAAUAAAACUCUGUUUCUGAAUGUGGUCAGUUUUUGAGUUUUCAUUUUGUUUGCGUGUCGAUCAUUUUGUUGUUCUCAUCAGAACUUGUGAAUUUGGUUUAUUUACACAUGUAUUACAUUUACUUGUUAACGCAAAAGUAAAUAAUCACUGAGUAUCAGGCUGAGCAGAGCCAGACAGGGUGCGCUACUCUUCUAUCUCCACACGGGGCCACUGUUGCACGGGUCUGUAUCACAGCAGGUGUUUGUGAAGGUGAAGUUGAUUCCAUGGCAAACUUCUGUCAGGCCAUACAGAUUAGGCAAUACACAGCUCUUAGAGAACUAGCUGUAAUCCACCUACAGGGGGCGAUGAGAGAGAGAUUGUAAUAGCAUAUACACACGAAGUAGCCCAGAGUCUUCAAUCUGUGAAGAUAGUUGGGUUGAUAUGUGCCACUCGAGUCUUGCGGCAGACAACUAGACCUGAAAACUCGUGUCUCUGAACUCGUCAAAGAAACAGACUUCUCAAAUAACAGAAAAACCGAGAGAUAUUAUAACAGAGAGGCCACUGAAAGAACAUAUAUAGAUAUUAUAUAUAUAUAUAUAUAUAUAUAUAUAUAUAUAUAUAUAUAUAUAUAUAUAUCACAGCCUCCUCAAAAGUCGAGGAAGUUUACCAUCAGACUUGGAAAUGGCCGGAACGUCGGGAUACGGGAAGUUUACCCACGCAGUGGUCCGAGGAAUCCCGGAUUCCUUUGGGAAGAGUAAGGCCACAGGUAGCGACGGGGAGGAGGUGGAUCUGGCCAAAGCCCAGCGCCAGUAUGGAGUCUAUACUGGGAUCCUGAGGCAGAAACUGGGACUGCAGCUGAUAGAGAUUCCAGCUGACAGCACACUGCCGGAGAGCUGGAGAGUGGAGGAUACAGCCAUCAUACAGGGAGAUACAGCUCUCAUCACACAGCCCUGGGACAAGGACAGGAGGAGAGAGACCGAGGCUGUGAGGAAGGUGCUGGAGGAGUUGAAGCUGCGUGUGGUUGAUGGUGCUGAUGAUGAGAGCGCCACUCUGGAUGGCAGCGAUGUGCUUUUCACAGGGCGGGAGUUCUUCGUGGGACUUUCCUCGUGGACGAAUCACAAGGGAGCCGAGCUUGUCGCUGAUACCUUUAGGGAUUUUGCUGUCUCCACCGUGCCCGUCAGCGGAGCCGCGCACCUGAAGAGUUUCUGCAGCAUGGGGGGUCCUGACACCAUCGUGACGGGGAGCAGCGAGGGGGCCAAGCAAGCACUCAAGGCGAUGGAGCAGCUCACUGACCACCACUACGAGAUCUUGACCGUUCCUGACGACGCUGCGGCCAACUGCAUCUACAUCCGUGUGGGGUCAAACAACAACUACCUGCUUCACGGGAGCACAGAGGAAUACCCAGAGAGUGCUGCCGCUUUUCAGAAGCUCACAGACUACACUCUGCUCCCCACCUCCUGCAGCGAGACCUCCAAGCUAGGAGGCACCCUCUCCUCCUGCUCCCUGCUCAUCAACCGCCGACUGGACCUCUAACCACUCCCCCCAAGCCUGUGAGAGCCAACCAGGGAGCACGGAACACUCUGUCCUGGAGGAGCUUUCGCAGAAACCACACCCACAAACCGGGGACUAGGGAUCCACACCAGAAGAGGCAGAUUUCCUUUGUUUUGUGUUUUAGUGGUCUUGUGUAAAUAGCAUUUCUUGGCAUAGUAGCUCAGAACCACUGAAGUGAGCCCACUUCAUACACACCUCAUGAAACGUGUUCAUUAAGGCUUUGCCACUUUAAGAAUAACAACUUCUUCUUUGCUGCCUUCUUAACUUUUUAUGACGUUUUCAGUGAUUCAGAAUGCUUCUUAUUGCAAUGAACCAUACUGUGUUAGUUUCAUUUCA
Polyodon spathula (Mississippi paddlefish) is the source of this 2984-nucleotide messenger RNA. RefSeq names its product N(G),N(G)-dimethylarginine dimethylaminohydrolase 1-like. Gene Ontology annotation, molecular function: dimethylargininase activity; amino acid binding. Bases 1779 to 2630 code for a protein of 283 amino acids. The record is from RefSeq and is a predicted model, not a curated record. The transcript is spliced from 7 exons. Gene Ontology annotation, biological process: positive regulation of nitric oxide biosynthetic process; arginine metabolic process. Lineage: Eukaryota; Metazoa; Chordata; Actinopteri; Acipenseriformes; Polyodontidae.